GAUGAUUGAGGGCUGCAGGGGUUGGGGAGAGCAGUGCCGUGGAAACAACCCCUCUUUUCCCAGGGAGGGAGUGCACAACAAGAGUUGGAGACAAAGAAAAGGGGACAGAAAAACGAGUGUCUCCGAGACAGAGUGAAAUUCGGAUUGUGUGUGCCGAGAGCCGAGGGGGCUGCGGGGCGAACUCCUUGAAGCAGAAGCUUUUUUUCUAAGCGUCCAAUAAAGCAAGUAGCAUGUACUUGACAAGGACCCAAAGGGAAAGAGAGAGGGAGAGAAGCAGCUGUUGGAGGAGGAGAGUGAGACAAAGAAGGAGCAGGGGGCUGUCCUUACAUGCUCUUCAGUGUGAGGAGGACUGUUAUGUGGGAGGAGGCAGAGGGAGAGAAAGAAGAGGGCAAGAAAAGGAAAAAGAGCAAGCAGUAUGUUUGGCGUGUGAGGAGAUAAACUGGAAGCGUGCGAGUGUUUUGCAUAGUUUGCAGGCAGACUCUUCUCCCUCUCUAUAACGUUCUCUCCGGGCUGAGGGACCAUGCAGCGGGCGUGGACACUCCCCUGGCUCGCCGCUCUCCUGCUGGGGCUGAUGGGGCUCCCGGCGCGUGGCUCGGACUUCCAGCAUCACCGCUACGAGGACAUGGUGCGGGCGAUGUUCGCCGUGCAGAGCGAGUGCCCCUACAUCACUCGCAUAUACAGCAUCGGGCGCAGCGUGGAGGGGCGCCACCUCUACGUGCUGGAGCUCAGUGAUAACCCAGGCAUCCACGAGCCAUUGGAGCCGGAGUUCAAGUACGUGGGCAACAUGCACGGCAACGAAGUGCUCGGCCGCGAGCUGCUCAUUAAGCUUGGCCAGUUCCUCUGCGAGGAGUACCGAGCUGGAAACCAGCGGAUCAUGAGGCUGAUCCAUGACACCCGCAUUCACAUCCUGCCCUCCAUGAACCCGGACGGCUACGAGGUGGCUGCCAGACAGGGUCCAGAGUUCAACGGCUACCUAGUGGGUCGGGGGAACUCCAGAGAAAUCGAUUUGAACCGGAACUUCCCGGACCUGAACGCGCUCAUGUACUACUAUGAGAAGACCAACGGACGCAACCACCACCUGCCCCUGCCAGACAACUGGGAGCAACAGGUUGAACCAGAGACGAUGGCAGUCAUAAAAUGGAUGCAGAACUACAAUUUCAUCUUGUCGGCCAAUCUCCACGGAGGAGCCGUGGUGGCUAAUUACCCCUUCGACAAGUCGAGAGAUCCCCGCAUUCGAGGGAGGACAACAUACGCGGCCACUCCGGAUGACAAAAUCUUCAGAAAGUUGGCGAGGACCUACUCGUAUGCUCACAGCUGGAUGCACAAAGGUUGGAACUGUGGAGAUUUCUUUGACGAGGGGAUCACUAACGGGGCCAGCUGGUACUCUCUGUCCAAAGGCAUGCAGGACUUCAACUACCUGUACACCAACUGUUUCGAGAUCACUCUGGAGCUGAGCUGCGAUAAGUUUCCUCCAGCUUCAGCACUGCCCAGAGAAUGGCUUGGCAACCGAGAGGCACUGGUUUCAUACCUUGAACAGGUGCAUCAUGGAAUAAAAGGCAUGGUGUACGAUGAAAACAGCAACCCUGUCGGCAACGCUGAGAUCUCAGUGGCCGGCGUCAACCACGAUGUGACCACCGGAGUGGAUGGCGACUAUUUCAGACUCCUGUUACCAGGUACCUACACUGUGACAGCGACUGCCCCAGGUUACGUCCCCUCCACCAGCACCGUCACAGUGGGACCGGCUGAGGCCAUACAGCUUCAUUUUUACUUGAAACCGGCACCAAAACAGAACCUGAAAGUGAAGCCCCACAACGGCAAGAAGAACCUCUCGUCCCACAAGUCCCCCUUAAAACUCGGCCCCAGAUGAGACAUGGACAAUAACUCAGACAACACACAAACAUUUAUAUACACACAUACUGAAAGUCCCACGUAAAAAAAAAACUACAUACACACCACACACACAUGCAAAUUAUGGAGAUGAUAAUUGACCAUGAUAUAUGUAUGUAAUUUUACCUAUCCCAUGAUUAUGUAUUUCAAACCUUUUGUGUUUCUGUUUGUGUUUAUUUGUUGAUGAAUAUAAACUGCGUGUCUGUAUUAAGGAAAUGUUGUGUAUUUAUGUAACAGUGUUGAUUUGUAUGAACACAGCUAUCCUGUAUUUGUAAAGGACUUUUUUUGAUUUUGAUUACUCUAACUUGGAUGAAAAUUGAAAGUGAAAAUAAAACGGAAUGUUUUUGCUGUCA
Molecule: messenger RNA, 2240 nt
Organism: Acanthopagrus latus (yellowfin seabream)
Lineage: Eukaryota; Metazoa; Chordata; Actinopteri; Spariformes; Sparidae
Gene: cpn1
Product: carboxypeptidase N, polypeptide 1
Exons: 9
Coding region: 521-1867 (448 amino acids)
Biological process (GO): proteolysis
Molecular function (GO): zinc ion binding; metallocarboxypeptidase activity
Source: RefSeq, a predicted model, not a curated record